AACUCUAACUUCUUUAUUUCAAUUUCUUGUGCAAAUUAGCUAUAGUUAAUUCUUGUUGUUGUAUAGUUUAUCGUAAGUUUAAUGCUCUUAUAAAUUGUAAUCUUAUUUUGCCCUUGUUUUUGAAUUUCUUGAAAUCUUUUCUAGUUGUUAUCAGUUUCAGUAGUUCAGUCAUUGCGUUUUUCGUCUUUUCAUUUAUCUGUGUGUCAAGUGGAAGUAAUUACUCAAUUCACAGUAAAAAUUGAUUAUUGUAUCAUCGUUUAGUCAUAUGCUUCUGGGCUGAUAUCGGGAGAGGCAAAAGUUUGUGCUUUUGGUAUAUUUCAGUCAUAAAUAAUGGUUAUACUUAUACUUUUUACACCUGUUACUCCCUCUGUUUCAAAUCAUAAGGCAUUUUAGCUAGAAGAAUUUGUUUCAAAAUAUAAGACAUUCUACAAUACCAAUGUAAGAUUAAAUGUAAUUUUUUAUUAUCAAGAUAAGCUUAUAGAUUAUUUGGUAUUAUCAAUACAAUAUUUAAUGUCAAUUCUUAUUACCCAUGCAAAUCUAACUAAAAUUAACUAAAUUCUUAAUCUAUGUGCAAAAACCUUAAACGACUUAUAUUUUGAAACGGAGGGAGUAAUGUUUUUAGUUUUGUAUAUGUGAAACUUAUAAAAAGUAUAAGUAUUAAUAAAAUAUCAUGUUGAAACGUAUCUAACAAGAUUAUGUUUUUAUUUACAUUUAGAUACAUGUACAAUAGUUAGACUUAAAGUAAAAUUCGUGAAUGGUGAAAAAUGUCAAUAUAUAACAAUUAAAAAUAUGAAGGUAGUACGUUGACGAGUGUCGGAAUGUGCAAGAGAAUAUGGCUAUUAUGUGUUUGGUAUUGGAUGCUACCGUAUCAUUUAUAUAAGUGACAGUCACAUGAACUUUUUGGGGAUGUUUUAGAGUUGAACUUCCUAACAAGCUCCCACCUAUAUUGAGAAAUGUGGAGAGAGUGAGAGUGACUUGAGCUAAAAUAUGCCAGAUUCUUACUUUCCGGGAGCUAGAAUAAUGUGGCAGCCCAUUAAAGAUGGAGUACAACGGUUUGCGUCGGGUUGUCUUCGUCGAAGUUAUGUAAUCUAUGCUGCCUUGAUUAUGUGCUCGAAGAAUUGUGUCCUUACACAUUCUCGACAAUUUACAAAAUAUUAAUACGAAUGCAUUAUAGAGAUAAUUAAUUAUAUUAGUUUAGUAAUGACUACUUGCUAGAGAAUGAACAGUAACUAGUGGAACAAUAUUGAUUGAGCUUGCAACUAAGCUAAAAUAUAAUCCUAUUAGGUUACACUUUGUAGCAACCAAUUAAACAAAGCAAAACAAGCCCAUUACGGGCUCUAAGGUGGCCAACCACAUGGAGUGUUUUAGGUUUAAAAUUGGUUUCUCAUUAAACUUAUUCUCCUACUAUUAUGAAGGGUUAUUAUAAUAGGUUAAUGAGACACAAGUUAAUAAGUAAUUUUAAAAUACAAAUGAAAGAAAAAAAAAAAACUCAGCCCUGAUAAGAUCGCCUCAUCCCCCUAAAAAGUAAGAGAGUGAGCUGUUCAUCGUCUUCCGCUCUAGCAGACGCAGGGUUCAAUUGGGUGCUCGUGGAUUGAAUAGAGGAGUAACACUUGGUGGUCUUGGCUCUCUAAUCUAUCAUACAAUGUGGAAUUCACGCUGCAAAGGAAAAUUUGUGUUGACUUCUUUGUGAGCGGGUAUUGUUUAGGGAAACUCAGAAGCUUUGAUACUGUUAACUGUUAACUAAAAGAUGAGUAUGAAGGAGGAGCCACCACCGUCGCUGCCUAAACUAAUGACACUUAAUAAGGGUCUUAAAUUGGCUGAACAGUGGGUUAAGAAUAUGACUGGAGAUGUGGAUGAGGUUGAAGAUGUCGAAUUGGAAGGCAGGCCUUCUAGGCUUGGUCUUGGAGCAAAAGUUCCACGUAAAUCUCACGUUGGACCUUUUAAUGAUCCUGUCGAAAGAAGAUUGCAUAAGAAGUUCGGUGCAGGGAGAAAGAGAUCGGCUGAUGAUGACGAUUCUGUUCCGUCUACAAAGAAUGAAAUAGAUAAUGAUGAGGAGGAUGACGAUGAAAAUUUAGACAGUAGAAGUAAUGCUUUUGCCAAAAAGAGAGCUGCUCCUCUCAACCCAACACCCCAAGCAAAGAAGAAAUUUAAGUAACUUGUGAUAAAUGUUAGCAUCAUGUUUUUAUCAUUAAUAACUUUCUUUUUUAAUGUAUUUCUCCAAUGAUAAUUCUUGAUGCACUCUUUGGUCAACUUGCAUGACCCUGUGGCCUCUAUGUUGGAGGUGAACAUGAGGAAAGUUUCCUGAUGGCCCUUUUGUAUGUGCUAAUGAGUGGUGCUAAUAGUCGUGAACUUUAGGUAGAUUUAUAAACUAAUUAUUUACUUAUGGUUGUCUA
Molecule: messenger RNA, 2393 nt
Organism: Beta vulgaris subsp. vulgaris (sugar beet)
Lineage: Eukaryota; Viridiplantae; Streptophyta; Magnoliopsida; Caryophyllales; Amaranthaceae
Exons: 5
Coding region: 1748-2155 (135 amino acids)
Source: RefSeq, a predicted model, not a curated record